Molecule: messenger RNA, 1461 nt
Organism: Cetraspora pellucida
Lineage: Eukaryota; Fungi; Glomeromycota; Glomeromycetes; Diversisporales; Gigasporaceae
Source: the annotation of a GenBank genome assembly
AUGUCAACGAAAGGCCCUCCAAAAUUAAAGCCAAAGUCUUCGAAUCUAGAUCAAACAGGAGAAGACGCGGGGACAGUAAUUGCUCAAUUGACUUCAUUCGAUGGGGAAACUACUGGUCCACAACUGAGUUUGCCAGCUAAUGUCACUCCUGAGCAAUUAGGACUACUGAUUAAUCAAUUGUUAAAUAACGAUGACCCUCUUCCUUAUUCUUUUUCGGUUGAUGGUGUAGAAAUUUCAUCUUCACUUUAUAAAGAUAUCAUUCAAGGACUUAAAAGAUCGACAGAAGAUGUGAUAAAGAUCGUUUAUCAACCACAAGCAAUCUUUAAAGUUAGAGCGGUGACUAGGUGUAGCUCUACUUUAAAUGGUCAUAAAGACGCAAUCUUAUCCGUUAGUUUUAGUCCAGAUGGCACUCAACUUGCAACGGGGUCAGGUGAUACUACUAUUAGAAUAUGGGAUUUAAACACAGAUACACCUCAUUAUACCUGUUCAGGUCACACAGGUUGGGUAUUAUAUAUUGCUUGGUCACCAGAUGCAAGGAUAUUGGCAUCCGGAAGCAUGGACAAAACGGUGCGAUUAUGGGACCCUAAAAUAGGAAAGCCUAUAGGUGAUCCGUUAAAAGGACACACACAAUGGAUUACUUGUUUAGCUUGGGAACCACUUCAUUUAAAUUCAAAGUGUAACAAAUUGGCUUCUUCUUCCAAAGAUGGUACUAUCCGUAUUUGGGAUACUACCUUGCGUCGCGUUGUCGCUACCAUGUCACAACAUACUGCUGCCGUAACGUGUAUAAAAUGGGGUGGAAAUGGUUUACUUUAUUCUUCUAGCCGAGAUAAGACAAUUAAAGUUUGGGACGCAUCGCAGGGCAAGCUAGUCAGAACAUUAGAAGGUCAUGGUCAUUGGGUUAAUACUCUUGCAUUGAGCACAGAUUUUGUGCUGAGAACGGGUGCUUUCGAUCAUACUGGCAAAAAGCCAAAAGAUGAAAAUGAAGCACAAGAACGAGCUCUGGAAAGAUAUAAAACAGCUACAGGAAAUAAGUCUGAACGACUUGUUUCUGGAUCUGAUGAUUUUACUAUGUUUCUGUGGGAACCAUCAGAAAGUAAGAAAGCGAUAGCAAGGCUCACCGGACAUCAAAAGCUUGUCAACUGUACGAGUUUUUCACCUGAUGGACGUUUGCUCGCUAGUGCUAGCUUUGAUAAUUCGGUAAAACUUUGGGAUGGAUUUACGGGCAGAUUUAUUGCAUCUUUGCGAGGCCAUGUUGGCCCGGUUUAUCAAGUCUGCUGGUCCUCCGACAGUCGUUUGUUGAUUAGCUCAAGUAAAGAUAGUACUUUGAAAAUUUGGAACUUAAAAACUAAAAAGGUUAAAAUAGAUCUACCGGGCCAUUUAGAUGAGGUAUUUAGCGUUGAUUGGAGUCCAGGUGGUGACAAAGUUGCCAGUGGUGGCAAAGAUUGCCAACUCAAAAUGUAA